Eruca vesicaria subsp. sativa (arugula) is the source of this 1890-nucleotide messenger RNA. NCBI's taxonomy places the organism in Eukaryota, Viridiplantae, Streptophyta, Magnoliopsida, Brassicales, Brassicaceae. The record is from the annotation of a GenBank genome assembly.
AUGAUGUACAUUAAUUUCUCAUAUGUUAUGGAUUUCAACGACGCUCUUCAGAUAGCCAUCGCCGACAAGUGCCUUAGCUUUGUGCUUUCUCUAAUAGUGUUGAGGGAGCUAACCACUGCAGAGAUCGGGAAACUAUUUUCUGUGACUUGUGUGGUUACUCGAACUAGCGAAGUGAGAACUGAGUUUAUUUUCGGGACCUUCAAGUGCUUAGAUUGUGGGAGCGUUAAUAAUAACGUUGAGAAACAGUUUAAGUACACACAAGAGACUUCUAAAGAAAUACCUGCUGGUUCCUUGCCACGGUCUUUGGAUGUCAUUCUGCGCCAUGAGAUUGUUGAACAGGCUAGAGCGGGUGACACGGUUAUCUUUACAGGAACGGUAGUUGUUAUACCUGACAUAUCAGCACUCGCGGCACCUGCAGAGAGAGCAGAAUGCCAUCGAGACUCAUCACAGCAGAAAAGUUCCACUGCAGAACAUGAAGGAGACAAAGGUCUCAAAGCUAUGGGGGUUAGAGAUAUGUCGUAUCGGCUUGCCUUUAUCGCAAACUCAGUGCAGAUUGCUGAUGGUAACAGAAACAUUGAUAUGAGGAACUGCCAAAAUGAUUCUAACGAAGAUGAUCAGCAGCAGUUCAUGGAAGAAGAGUAUACCGCAGGUAUAGUACCAAGAUCUGUGUAUGCCUCUGGAAAGUCCUCUUCUGCUGCUGGGUUGACUGCAAAUGUUGCUAAGGAACCAGAAACUAGUGAAUUCUGCAUUGAGGUCACCAUUCACGAAGCAAUGGAACAUCAAACGAUAAGCAUUACGAAAGCUGGGAUACAAGCCACCUUGAAUGUCAGGACAUCAGUCCUUGCAGCAGCUAAUCCUGUUUGUGGUCGAUAUGAUAAAUCUAAACCACUGAAGUGGUGGUCUUACCACGCCAUUUUCAGUAAAACGUUAACCUUCCACCUGCAAUUCUCUCGAGUGGAUUACGACAUUCCCCAUCAUAUUAUGAGAGUUCACCAGAAUCAUGAAGCAGCGCUUUCUCCUGAAUUUACUACCGUACAACUAAAGCGCUACAUUGCAUAUGCGAAAACCUUAAAGCCAAAGGUAAUCCCAGAAAAAAGAAAGCUACUGGUCGCGUCUUAUGUUGAUCUACAUAGAGGCGAUACAACUCCUGGCACAAGAGUUGCAUAUCGAAUGACAGUUAGGCAGCUGGAGGUACUGAUCAGGCUCUCAGAAGCCAUUGCUAGGAGUCACUUGGAAACUCUUGUAAAACCAAGUCAUGUUAUCUUGGAUCUCAAACUGCUGAAAACUUCGGUCAUUAAUGUUAGGCCUGGCAACAUUGACCUCUCUGAGUAUCAAGAUGCUAACGGUAACAACAUGGAAACGGGUGAUAUUGAAAACCCUGGUACUGGAGAUGAAGAUCAACAAAAUGGUGCAGCUGAACCAGCUUCUGCCACUGCAGCUCCAAAACUGGUGCUUAGUGAGGAAGAGUAUGAUAGAAUCACACAGGACUUAGUCAUUCGUCUUAGACAACACGAAGAAACUGUUAGCAAAGACGGUAAGCAACAUCACUCUUCAACUCUCCAUGCUAAUGAGCUCUUUCUUCAACUCUUGAAACACAUGAAUUGUGUGUCGAGUAACUCUUUUUCUUCUUCAUGUUCUGAAUUGCCUGGCAUAAGACAAAAGGAACUGAUUCGAUGGUACAUCGACCAACUGAACGAGCAAGAUCAAGUCAAACUAGAUAUUAAGAAACUCAGAGCCAUCAUUGAGAGUUUGGUGUGUAAAGAAGGCCACCUUAUAGUGUUAGCCAAUGAGCUAGAGGCGACAGAAGAUGAAAAAACAAGAAGAAAAGCUUCACAAAGAGAUGAGAGGAUUUUGCUGUUGCUCCAAAGUCCAAACUAUGAGAUCGAGUGA